UUCCACUUACCACACCACACACACACCACACCACACCACCGACACACCACCCAUCACACCCCACACACACACACACACACACAGAGUGGAACAUGGAGCAGAAGAAGAUCCUGUGUGUCGGUUUGGUGUGUUUGGACAUCAUUAACGUGGUGGAUAAAUUUCCGGAAGAGGACACGGACACCAGAUGUGUGUCUCAGAGGUGGCAGCGAGGUGGGAACGCCUCGAACUCCUGCACGGUUCUGUCUCUGCUCGGUGCUCCCUGUGCCUUCAUGGGGUCUCUGGCUGCAGGACCAAUUGCUGACUUCAUCCUGAAUGAUUUUAAAAUGUACCACGUUGACGUGUCUCUUGUUACUGAGCAUGCUCAGUGCUCAUGCCCCGCCUCCGUCGUCAUCAGCAGCCAGAGCAGCGGCACACGCACCAUCCUGCACAUGAACAGAAACCUGCCUGAUGUUUGUGCAGAUGAUUUCUCAAAGCUGGAUCUCAGUCACUACAAGUGGAUUCACUUUGAGGGUCGUAACGCUGAUGAACAGGUGAAGAUGAUCGAGCAGGUGAAACUCUACAACGCCACACAGGAGGAGAAGAACAGGAUCACCAUCUCCGUGGAGAUCGAGAAAACCCGCCCCUCGCUCUAUCAGCUCUUCCCCCAUGGAGACGUGGUGUUUGUGAGUAAAGACCUGGCGAUGCAUUUCGGGUUUCAGUCGGCGUCCAGUGCAGUGAAGGGGUUUUACAGCCGUGUGAAAGAAGGGGCUGUGCUGAUCUGUGCCUGGGCGGAGAACGGUGCCGACGCGAUGGGUCCUGAUGGUGCCGUACUGCACUCUGACGCUUUUCCUCCUGAGAAACUGGUGGACACACUGGGAGCUGGAGACACGUUUAACGCCUCGGUCAUUUACAGCCUGUCUAACGGAGGGUCUUUACAGGAAGCGCUCACAUUUGGCUGCCAGAUUGCGGGAAAGAAAUGCGGUGUUCACGGCUACGACGGGAUCGUUCAGCGAAAACAGAGCUGAAGAUGCAGAUGUUCAGGAAAAUCACGUGCGUUUUUUUUUUUUUUUUUUUUUUAAUAAACGUCACGUUCCUGCUGAUCAGCAGCUUUAACAACAUAAAUAUAGAAAUAUAUCAUCUUUACAUUAAAGAGGCUUUAAUUCGUAAGCAUUCCGGGCCUCGUCCAAAUCUGCAUUUAUAACACUCCCUCGUACACUUGCCCUUAGUUGAGUUCCCUUUUAAGGGCGUAAGGGGACGAUGGUCAGAUGAGGGACGUAGCGUCACUGUGGACUUCAGGAAGAAUGAGUGAUCAAAUUCAUGCUAGUUAGCGAGCUUAAAUGUGAACAUUAGCAAGAACAAAAUCAUACUCAUAAUAUCCAAGAAUAUUUGAUUCCUCUGGUGAUGAUGUCAGUAAUCUACUUUAGCUAAUUAUCCAAAUGCUAAAUAAGUAAAUAUCCAGUGAACUAAUUAGCAUGCUAAUCAGCUGUCAUGCUAGCUGGUACAUUAGCGAGCUGAUGUGACUCUGUACAGAGAGUGAAAAACCCUGAUCAGAACGUUUCCCUGCUCUCUGCGCUCUCAGUGUUUAGUUCCAGCUCGCUCGGGUUGUCUGGACGCCAGCCAGCUGCAGUGCAUUGUGGGAAUU
Pangasianodon hypophthalmus (striped catfish) is the source of this 1621-nucleotide messenger RNA. It is a transcript of the gene khk, whose product is annotated as ketohexokinase. The record is from RefSeq and is a predicted model, not a curated record. Gene Ontology annotation, biological process: fructose metabolic process. Bases 93 to 1004 code for a protein of 303 amino acids. NCBI's taxonomy places the organism in Eukaryota, Metazoa, Chordata, Actinopteri, Siluriformes, Pangasiidae. Gene Ontology annotation, molecular function: ketohexokinase activity. The transcript is spliced from 8 exons.